AUGUACUUAACUCAAAAGAAUUAUAAUAAACCAAACUUACCACCAUUAUCAUCAUUGUUAAAAGACCAACUGCACUAUAAAUUACCAUCAAUUGAUACUUUUUAUAAUGGUUCAAAUGUAUCAACAGAAUCUAUAAUGAGUAAUGUUAGUGCCCCUGCCACUCCUUUGACAACAGUUUCAACUCCAAUUUUACCAAUGAUGAAUCCUAUCAAGAAGGAAAACCAAUCUUUAAAUUUACCAGGUCCUGCUAUCACUAUACCCGUUAUAAAACAAUCACCAUCACCUAAAAAAUCUAUUGAAGGUGAAAAAAAAGUAACACCAGAAAAAAAGAGAAAAACUGAUAAAGCUUUUGCUUUUAUUAGUCAUUCACUUCAAACUUUCCCAUCCCAAGAACCUUCAAUCGAUAAUGCUCCUUUAGCUAGAAGGAAAAGAAGAAGAACUUCACCAAAUGAAUUAAAUAUUUUAAAUCAAGAAUUCAUGUUAGGUUCAACUCCUAAUAAAUUAAGAAGAAUUGAAAUCGCUAACAAAGUUUCAAUGACUGAAAAAGCUGUUCAAAUUUGGUUUCAAAAUAAAAGACAAAGUAUCAGAAAACAAAGUAAUAGUCAAGGAGAAAUAACUGUUUUACCACCAACAGAUUCAAUUGAUAAUUCACCAAAUACUUCGAUUAAUAACUCAUCUAUCAUAAAUUCCAUGAAUAAUUCCAUCAGUAAUUCAGUUAACAAUACUGUGAAUUCAUCAAUUAUAUCCUCAACUCCAAUCAAACCAUCAUUAAAUAAAUCACAAUCAUUUUCAAGUCCUGAUAGUUCUUUUAGAACUUCAUCACCAAUAAAACAAAGAUCAUCAUCAGCAUCAUCGAUAUUUUCAAAACCAAUCGUUCCAGUUAUACAAUUAAAUCAAUCACAAAUAAUUCAAUCAACUCCUAAUAAAUCCAUCUUAAAUGAAGAUUCUUUAGUACUCAAUGAAACCAAAAAGAAAAACCAUUCAUCACUUACAAAUGUAAAUAAUUCAAUGAGAACUUUCAAAUUAGGUAAGUUCAAAGUACGUAACGAUAACAAAGAAAACCCUACUAAGAAAAGUAAAAAUAAUAAAAUUCAAAACUUAUUAAAUAAUGCUGCUGAAGAAAGAAAACCUUUAGCUGAAAUAAGUAACAAUAAAAGAGUUAAUGAAGGGGUUCAAAGUUUAUUAUCUUUAAGAGAAGGUAACUGGAGAUAA
Molecule: messenger RNA, 1212 nt
Organism: Yamadazyma jaroonii
Lineage: Eukaryota; Fungi; Ascomycota; Pichiomycetes; Serinales; Debaryomycetaceae
Source: the annotation of a GenBank genome assembly